CCCCAGUCGGGCCCAGGCGCGGCCCCGCGGCGUCCCUGGGGGCCGGUGGGGAGCCGGGACCCUCGGGACUGUCCCUGACGGGCGGGCUGGGGUGGGAGUCCGCGCGCUUCGAAGCGUCGGCGAGAAAAGCAGAAAACAGCCCCGCCCGCCAGCUCCCUCCUCUCCGCUCCCCUCUCCCGGCUGUGCGCUGGACCCGGCCCUCGGAGCGGGGAUGCGGCCAGGAGCGCCGAGGGAGGCGCCUGCGAGAAACAACUCGGCUGGGUCCGGAGGCUGCUGCCUCGGACCGCGCUCCCAGCGCCUGGGCCUCGGUGUGUCCGGGACAAACUGCCCACGUAAUCGCAUCUGCCGGCGUCUAUUUUUGGUUUAUUUCCCCCUCAUUCCAAAGGAUUUGCCUGGCCAACUGUGUGCGCAAGAUCCUACGCAAUUCCUGGGACCCCAGAAAACAGGUGGAUCUAGGAUCCGGCUUCCAACAUGUGGCAGUUCUGGGCCUCCCUCUGCUGCCUGCUGGCCUUGGCCGAUGCCCGGAGCAGGCCCUCUUUCCAUCCACUGUCGGAUGAGCUGGUCAACUAUGUCAACAAACGGAACACCACGUGGCAGGCCGGGCAGAACUUCUACAACGUGGACGUGAGCUACUUGAAGAGGCUGUGUGGUACCUUCCUGGGUGGGCCCAAGCCGCCCCAGAGAGUUACGUUUACCGAGGACCUGAAGCUGCCUGAAAGCUUCGAUGCACGGGAACAAUGGCCACAGUGUCCCACCAUCAAAGAGAUCAGAGACCAGGGCUCCUGUGGCUCCUGCUGGGCCUUCGGGGCUGUGGAAGCCAUCUCUGACCGGAUCUGCAUCCACACCAAUGCGCACAUCAGCGUGGAGGUGUCGGCGGAGGACCUGCUCACCUGCUGUGGCAGCAUGUGUGGGGAUGGCUGUAAUGGCGGCUAUCCUGCUGAAGCCUGGAACUUCUGGACAAGAAAAGGCCUGGUUUCUGGUGGCCUAUAUGAUUCCCAUGUGGGGUGCAGACCGUACUCCAUCCCUCCCUGUGAGCACCACGUCAACGGCUCCCGGCCCCCAUGCACGGGGGAGGGAGACACCCCCAAGUGUAGCAAGAUCUGCGAGCCUGGCUAUAGCCCAACCUACAAACAGGACAAGCACUACGGAUACAAUUCCUACAGCGUCUCCAAUAGCGAGAAGGAUAUCAUGGCCGAGAUCUACAAAAACGGCCCCGUGGAGGGAGCUUUCUCUGUGUAUUCGGACUUCCUGCUGUACAAGUCAGGAGUGUACCAACACAUCACCGGAGAGAUGAUGGGCGGCCAUGCCAUCCGCAUCCUGGGCUGGGGAGUGGAGAACGGCACACCCUACUGGCUGGUUGCCAACUCCUGGAACACUGACUGGGGUGACAACGGCUUCUUUAAAAUACUCAGAGGACAGGAUCACUGUGGAAUCGAAUCAGAAGUAGUGGCUGGAAUUCCACGCACCGAUCAGUAUUGGGAAAAGAUCUAAUCUGCCGUGGGCCUGUCCUGCCAGUCCUGGGGGAGUUUUCCCCUGAAUACAGUCAGGGAUCGGGGCGAGAUGGGGGUAGAAAUGCGUUUUAUUCUUCGAGUUCACGUAAGAUACAAGUUUUAGACGGGGUCUGAAGGACUGGAUUGGCCAAACAUCAGCCAUCAGACCUGUCUUCCAAGGAAACACAUCCCAAGUCCUGGCUACAUCCCAGCCUGUGGUUACAGUGCAGACAGGCCAUGUGAGCCACCGCUGCCAGCACAGAGCGUCCUCCCGCUGUAGACUAGUGCUAUAGGGAGUGCCUGCUGCCCCAGCUGACUGUGGCCCCCUCCCUGAUCCAUCCAUCUCCAGGGAGCAAGACAGAGACCCAGGAAUGGAAAUCGAGUUCCUAACAGGAUGAAAGUUCCCCCAUCAGUUCCCCAGUACCUCUAAGCAAGCAGCUUUCCACAUUUGCUACAAGAUCAGAGGAGAGAUGGUGUUGGGAGCCCUUUGGAGAAUGCCACAGUCUCCCAGGCCCCCUCCAUCUAUCGAGUUUGCAAUGUCACAACCUCUCAUCUUGUGCUCAGCAUGAUUCUUUAAUAGAAGUUUUAUUUUUCGCGCACUCUGCUAAUCAUGUGGGUGAGUGAGUCGAACAGCUGGGAGACCUGUGCUAGUUUUACAGAUUGCCUCCUAAUGAUGCGGCUCAAAACUAAACCAAGUGGUCAGGACUUGUGUCAUACCCACUGAUCUCUACUACCACAAGGAAACUAGUUUAGGAGAAACCAGCUUUUACUGUGUUUUAAAAAUUACAGCUUCACCCUGUCAAGUUAACAAGGAAUGCCUCUGCCAAUAAAAGGUUUCUCCUUCAACUUGAAGUUGGCUCUGAUGGGAUCUCAGAGAUCAUUUGUCACUGCCUAUAGACUUGUAGCUGCUGUCUAUCCUUGUCCCUGCAGAGAAACACAUCCUGGAACUGCAUGUUCUUGCGACUCUUGGGACCUCAUCUUAACUUCUCGCUGCCCCAGCCAUGUUUUCAACCAUGGCAUCCCUCCCUCUUAGUUCCCUGUCAUCCUCAUCAACCUUCUCUGUAAGUCCUUGGUAAGCUUGCCCUUGCUUAAGAACUAACAACAUA
This is a messenger RNA of Nomascus leucogenys (northern white-cheeked gibbon), 2596 nucleotides long. It is a transcript of the gene CTSB, whose product is annotated as cathepsin B. The record is from RefSeq and is a predicted model, not a curated record. Gene Ontology annotation, cellular component: lysosome. Gene Ontology annotation, molecular function: cysteine-type endopeptidase activity. The coding region runs from base 472 to 1491 and encodes 339 amino acids. NCBI's taxonomy places the organism in Eukaryota, Metazoa, Chordata, Mammalia, Primates, Hylobatidae. The transcript is spliced from 10 exons. Gene Ontology annotation, biological process: regulation of catalytic activity.